Messenger RNA from Emericellopsis cladophorae, 1923 nucleotides. RefSeq lists its product as uncharacterized. Gene Ontology annotation, biological process: intracellular protein transport; translation; endoplasmic reticulum to Golgi vesicle-mediated transport. The transcript has 7 exons. NCBI's taxonomy places the organism in Eukaryota, Fungi, Ascomycota, Sordariomycetes, Hypocreales, Bionectriaceae. The record is from RefSeq and is a predicted model, not a curated record. Gene Ontology annotation, molecular function: structural constituent of ribosome; GTPase activator activity. The coding region runs from base 1 to 1923 and encodes 640 amino acids. Gene Ontology annotation, cellular component: endoplasmic reticulum exit site; COPII vesicle coat; ribosome.
AUGCCCAUGGGUCCUGCUUCAAGGUUCUUGAUGCCAGUACAGCAGGCCGAAUUUCAGUUGACAAAGGCUCUCGAGGCCCUUCAAAAGGAUCCCUGGCCCGUUGCCAAUGACCGGCGAAACCUUCGAUGCACAGGUGUGGCUCUGAGUGUGGCUGUGGGUCUCCUAGAAUCAUCCUUCCAGAAUGCUGGAGCCCGUAUAAUGCUUUUCGCUGGUGGGCCUGCCACCGAGGGCCCCGGUAUGGUUGUAGGACCUGAGCUUCGUGAGCCGAUCAGGUCGCACCAUGACAUCGAUCGUGACAACAUCAAGUAUUUCAAGAAGGCUUUGAAGUUCUAUGACAACUUGGCAAAGAGGACUGCCCACAAUGGUCAUGUAAUUGAUAUUUUCGCUGGCUGCCUUGACCAAGUCGGCCUUCUAGAGAUGAAAGGCCUCUGCAACUCGACGGGCGGACACAUGAUCUUGACUGACAGCUUCACCUCGUCCAUGUUCAAGCAGUCUUUCGUCCGCAUAUUCGAGAAGGAUGGCGAUGAGAACCUCCUCAUGGGAUUCAAUGCGGUCCUUGAAGUCCUCACCACGAAGGAGCUCAAGGUGACCGGGCUGAUUGGGCACGCCGUUUCGCUCAACAAAAAAUCAGUGUCUGUCGGCGAAACAGAAUGUGGCAUCGGAAACACUUGUUCGUGGAAGAUGUGCGGCAUCGAUCCCCAGGCAAGCUAUGGCAUCUACUUCGAGAUUGCGAGUCAAGGGGCCCCCGCUCACCAACAAGCGCCACAGCAAGGCAUUAUGCAAUUCUUGACGUACUACCAACACUCGUCUGGCCAAUUCCAUCUACGAGUCACUACGAUUGCUCGCAAUCUCAGUGGGCCAGCUGGCGAUCCGGCCGUUGCACAAUCAUUUGACCAGGAAGCUGCUGCAGUCCUUAUGUCCAGGAUCGCCGUUUUCAAGGCGGAAGUCGACGACGGCCCAGACGUCCUACGUUGGGUUGAUCGUAUGCUCAUAAGGUUGUGUUCGAGGUUCGCAGACUACAGAAAAGAUGACCCCUCGUCUUUCCGUUUGGAGAAGAACUUCACGCUUUAUCCUCAGUUUAUGUUUCACUUGAGACGGAGCCAGUUCCUUCAGGUGUUCAACAACUCCCCGGAUGAGACAGCAUUCUACCGGCAUGUACUGAACCAUGAAGACGUGGCGAAUUCUCUCGUUAUGAUCCAGCCCACCCUCGACUCCUAUACUUUUGACCAGGACGGGGGCCAGCCCGUUCUGCUAGAUUCGGCGUCCAUUCAGCCGACGCACAUCUUGCUGCUCGAUACGUUUUUCCAUAUCCUGAUAUUCCAUGGCGAGACUGUUGCGGAGUGGCGCAAAGCUGGCUAUCAGGAACAGGAGGGUUACGAGAAUUUCGCCGCUUUGUUGGAACAGCCAAAGGAAGAUGCUCGAACUUGCUCUCCUAAGUUCGAUCCCAAUGAGGUGAAGGUCAUUCACCUUCGCGCCACUGGUGGUGAAGUCGGUGCUUCCUCUGCACUUGCUCCCAAGAUCGGUCCUCUGGGUCUGUCACCCAAGAAGGUCGGAGAAGACAUUGCCAAGGCCACCGGCGACUGGAAAGGUCUCCGUGUCACCGUGAAGCUCACGAUUCAGAACCGCCAGGCUGCUGUGUCUGUUGUGCCCACCGCUUCAUCCUUGAUCAUCAAGGCACUGAAGGAGCCCCCUCGCGAUCGCAAGAAGGAGAAGAACGUCAAGCACACCAAGUCUGUUCCUCUCGAUGAGGUCAUUGCUAUCGCUCGUACGAUGCGCUACAAGUCUUUCGCCAAGGAACUCAGUGGCACCGUAAAGGAGGUCCUGGGUACUGCCCGCAGCGUUGGCUGCCAGGUCGAUGGCAAGUCUCCCCAGACUAUCAUCGAGGGUAUUGACAGCGGAGACAUUGAGAUUCCCGACGAAUAA